Messenger RNA from Trichoderma virens Gv29-8, 837 nucleotides. RefSeq lists its product as uncharacterized. Bases 1 to 837 code for a protein of 278 amino acids. The record is from RefSeq and is a predicted model, not a curated record. Lineage: Eukaryota; Fungi; Ascomycota; Sordariomycetes; Hypocreales; Hypocreaceae. The transcript has 2 exons.
AUGAAGCCUGCUUCAAUUCUCCUCCUCGCCGCCGCUGGCCUUUCGUCCGCCCUUCCGGCUCAGUCUUUUGGCGAGACUGCUGUCCAGCAGGCCCGUGACACUCGAUCUCUCUUUGGCCACGCCAUCGAUGCCAUUGCUGCCCGCAACCUGGUUCCUCUCAACUCCAACACGGCGGCCCCCCCUCCUGCGGCUGAUGCCGCUGCUCCCCCUCCCGCUGCCGAUCCGGCUGCCGGCAAGAAGGAGGCUUCUGCUGCUCCUCCUGCUGCUACUCCUACGGACAAGAAGGCCGGCGAUGCCAAGGCUACUGAUGCUAAGGCUACCGAUGCCAAGGCUACCGAUGCCGCGGCGACCACCACCGCAGCUGCUGCCGCUACUACUGCUGCCGCCACCGACGCCGCUGCCACCGAUGCCGCUACCACGACCACCGCGGCCGCCGCCAUCGAGACCGGCGCCGUCGGCAACGGAACUGCCCCCGAUAACGGCAAGGGCAAGGGCAAGGGCAAGGACAACGGCAAUGGCAAGGACAACGGCAAAGGCCAAGGUGCCGACAAGGGCCAGGGCAAGGGCCAGGGCAAGCACGGCAACAAGAACAACAACAACGGCAACGGCGCUCUCAGCGCUGCCAUCGUUGGCGCCCUCAGCAGCCUCGGCAUCGACGGUGUCCUGGACGCCAGCUCCCUGGACAAGCUGAAUGUUGGAGACCAGAUCUCGCUGCUUGCGCAGAUCGUCUCGCUGCAGACUAUGAAGGAUCUGCAGAUGGUUGGCGGAAACGAUAUCGUUGUUGUGUUGAACCAGGGCUUUAAGAGCAAUGGGCUCAAUGUCAUUAUUAACGCGUAA